Molecule: messenger RNA, 797 nt
Organism: Ixodes scapularis (black-legged tick)
Lineage: Eukaryota; Metazoa; Arthropoda; Arachnida; Ixodida; Ixodidae
Exons: 1
Coding region: 32-769 (245 amino acids)
Source: RefSeq, a predicted model, not a curated record
GACUGCGGACUCGAACGCCUUUUUGAAAGAGAUGCAAAAAUGGGCCACAAGGUUUUCUACUCACGACUUCAUCCGUAGAAGUCAACGGGAAGCUGUUCGGAUUGAGAAGAGCAAGGUGACCACAAGGCAUAUUGUCAUGAACUUUGAUUUUGCGGAAAACUGGACGGUGACCCUGCCACACGAAAUACAAGAGCAUCACUGGCACAAGCGUCAAAUCUCCGUCUUCACAUGUGUUGCGUCGACAUCGCAAGGUCCCAAAUGUUUCGGUGUCGUGUGUGAAGACCUGUGCCAUGACACUGCCCACGCAGUACUCGCUCUAAGGUGCAUUGAGGACUGGCUGGAGAACAACAUUCCAGUUUAUACGUCAUUAACGUAUAUAUCUGACGGUGCACCAGCUCACUUUAAGAAUAGAUUUCAGCUCUACGAGUUCCAACGAGCCGGUCUUCCGAAGGUGAAGUGGGUUUUUUCUGCCUCAGGACACGGCAAGAGCGCCUGUGAUGGAGUAGGGGGGCUACUGAAGCAUCAGGCGACGGUGCACAACCUCCGUUCGCCUGUGGAUGAGGCCAUACAGAAAUCAACGGACUUUGUGCACAAGGUGGGAAAGUGUGUAAAAAAUGUGACUCUCCUAAAUUUAAAGCAAGACGACGUGAGUGAUUUCCGCAAAACCAAGAGAGCCGAAUGGGGAUCCAUACCGGUUCAAAAAGGCAUCCGCCUCUCACACGUGUGGCGACUUGAAAAAGGGGAAGUCCGUCUUCAGCGAACUGCAUAAUCGGUAUUUUAGUGCCUACAUGUUGUUU